AUGGACUUUGCCUACGACCAAAUCCAAGAAGAGUCCCUGCCCUCCGACCGCGAAGGCCAACAAAACACCACCGACCGCCCUCCCACCGACCUCAACACCGAGUUUCAACAAGCCUUCAAAGCCGUCUCGUCAUCACCCUGGGGAGCAAAACUCGGCGGCUUCUGGUCGCAAGCAAAGAAGCAGGGCGAGAGUUUAUAUUCCGAUGCGCAAAAGGAAUAUGCCAGCCGCAACCCUACGUUUGCGUUGCCAGAAGGCGCAGAGGUUAAAGAGAAGGAAGCAGUUACAGACACACAACCGGGAGCUGCAGCAACAAGACCAGACUCGCUCCCCGCCGACAUUGUCAAAGAAGCCACUUCCCUCGUCUCCCUCCUACGUUCCAAAGCCACGGCCGCAACGGCGAACCUCAAUCUCCAAAAGAUACAGCAAGCAGAAGACGCAGCAGACGAAGCACUUCUAAAGUUCGGAACCGGCAUAAAGUCCUUCCUCCGCGAUGCUGUUACCGUAACCGCUCCUUCUGCCUCAGGCAGUACAGAAGUGCUCUUCGAAACCAACGACGCAGAAGGCAAAAGAGUUAUUCAUUCCAGCAGAUUUGAUGCACAGUUGCAUGUUAUACAUACCUCAGCUCAGAGCUUCACAAGCGAUCCCGAUAGUCCCGAGUACGGCCAAUUUACAGAAGACUUCGACAUUUCGGCAAAGACAGACGCUAUAGCUGCAGAUCUCGAAAAGUACCCAGAGCUGCGGAGAGCAAUGGAGAAACUCGUGCCCGAGAAAGUCGAGUACGCAAUCUUCUGGACACGCUACUACUUUUUGCGCAAAGUCAUCCAAGAAGAAGAAGUCAGAAGACGAGAAGUCCUCAAGGAAAAGACUCCUGUUCCUGCCACCACUGCCACACCCACUGCCUCCUCUACCGCACCUACACAACCCACCACAUCAACAACAAAGGCCGAACCACAACACCACGAAGAAGAAACAAAAUCCGUCUCCUCCAGCGACGCCUCCUACGACAUUGUCUCGGGCACAACCAGCCGCGCAACCGGCUCGCCCAAAGACGAAAAGAGCGAGGUCAAAGCAGCGGCGAAGAUUGACGAAGAAAGCGACGAGGAAGAUUGGGAAUAG
Aureobasidium vineae is the source of this 1116-nucleotide messenger RNA. NCBI's taxonomy places the organism in Eukaryota, Fungi, Ascomycota, Dothideomycetes, Dothideales, Saccotheciaceae. The record is from the annotation of a GenBank genome assembly.